Molecule: messenger RNA, 963 nt
Organism: Cyanidioschyzon merolae strain 10D
Lineage: Eukaryota; Rhodophyta; Bangiophyceae; Cyanidiales; Cyanidiaceae
Exons: 1
Coding region: 1-963 (320 amino acids)
Biological process (GO): dolichol-linked oligosaccharide biosynthetic process; polyprenol catabolic process
Cellular component (GO): endoplasmic reticulum
Molecular function (GO): 3-oxo-5-alpha-steroid 4-dehydrogenase activity
Source: RefSeq, a predicted model, not a curated record
AUGAUCUGCAGCGCUGUAGGUGUCAGUCUUCUUGUGUAUUGGGCGUGUGCGCUGUCGCUGACAGUUGGCAAAAUCUGGAGUACGCGACUUGACGCGUGGACCCGGUAUGGCGGCCUACGGCACAGCGAAGACGAUACCCUGGACCAACGGAAAACGCAAAGGCGUUGGGGCACGCUUUCUCGUGCGCAGACUUUCCGCGCAUUUUACUUGGUAGCCUUCAUCUGGAACGGCGCUUUGCUCUACCACACACGACUUGCGAACCUCUGUCGAUAUAGUGCGCGAAGAGAACAGGUCAGCUGUAGCUGCGCAACUGCGUAUGGUUGGGUAGCGACCCUGUUCCAAGUGCACACCCUGCGACGUCUCGGUGAGAGCUAUUUUAUCCAUAGCUUCACCGAACAAAAACUUCCGCUCGUCCUUACUGCCGCCGGGCUAUCUUUUUACGUAUCUCUGCCGAUACUCUGGGUGUGGGGUCGGAGCUGCUGUCAUCAUCAUGGCCAGUGCCUGAGUGAUCUAGAUCUGCUGCCGGCGCUGCACAUGCGGAAGCAAAGCACAAUACCGCUCACGUUGCUUCUCAUCUGUUUCAGUGCCGCCAACUUUGCGCAAUUCUGGGCACACUACGAGCUUGCUCGAGUUCGCAAGGCGCACAAGCGCCCACGCUCUCACUACGCUGUACACGACGCUGUGUCGUGUUCUCCGAAGUACGCGAUUGUGACGCGGGGGUUAUUUCGCUGGAGUACGUGCCCCCAUUAUCUCGCUGAAAUACUGAUCUAUGGCAUUCUGAUCGGCUAUCUGGUCGUUUCGGGGUGCGUGGGGCUAUGCGCCGCCCUGCCUGGCAUGGUGAUGCUUUUCGUGGCCACCAAUCUGGGCCAUACAGCGGUGCUCAGCAAGGAAUGCCUCAGGCGACGUUAUCCGCUCGUGGAAUUUGUUCAGAAACGUCCAGCGCUGGUCCCGUGUCUCCUCUGA